GGGCUGAGAAUUGCAAGGUGUCAAGUGGGCAUUGUGAUCAUCAUCCCAUAUGAUCCUGCGCCCUUUUUUGCAUACUCACCAAAGGAAAGCGUCAACUUAGCAGGAAGCGAGGACUUCUAUGCCGAGUACUUGAAAGGUGACCCAAAGUCAGAGGGAGACUACCGGACCCAGCGGUUCGUUGAGUUGGCUCUCAAGAUUCCAGUGGAGUUUACCUUCUUGGAUAUCCAUGAGCGCAAGGGGCUCAAUGAAGACAUGGAAGCUUUGGCAACCAUCGCAGUGAAGUACAAGCUAGUUGAACAGACAGAAAUCAGUGAAGAAGUUCAGGAUUUUGGCAAGCAAGAUUUUGAGCAGCCACGGCCGUACUACAAAUGCAAGGUGAAAGGGAAAGAAGAAAAGCCAAAGGAAGAGGACCUGCAGAAGGAAGCUGAAGAAGAGUUGGUCGAAGAGAUUGUUAUAGUUGAGGAGGAAGAGGAGGAGGAAGCAUUUAGUGAGGAUGAGGUUAUUGAGGAAGAAACAAAGAUGGAGGAGUUGGCAAAGAAGAAGAAAGGAGAAAAUCUCGAGAAAGCUGAGGAGACACGAGAGAUGGAGGAGUUGGCAAAGAAGAAGGCCGAAGAAGAUCUCAAGAAAGCAGAGGAGAGCCGGCAGAUGGAGGAGUUGGCAAAGAAGAAGGCCGAAGAAGAUCUCAAGAAAGCAGAGGAGACCCGGCAGAUGGAGGAGUUGGCAGAGAAGAAGAAAGAAGAAGAUCUCAAGAAAGCUGAGGAGACACGAAAGAUGGAGGAGUUGGCAAAGAAGAAGGCCGAAGAAGAUCACAAGAAAGCAGAGGAGACCCGAUGGCUUGAAGAGGAGCUGCUAAAGAAGAAGGCAGAAGAAGAGCAGAAGAAAACUGAGACUCGACUGCUGGAAGAGGAGUUGGCAAAGAGGAAAGAAGCAAUGAAGAAACGGGAUGAGAUGGAGAAGAUGGAAGCUUUGCAGGCUGAAAGAAAGAAGGAGGCCGAGUUGGAGAAAGCAGAGAAGAAAAGACAACUUGCGGAGUGGAAGUUGGAGGUGGCAAAGGCAGCAAAAGCAGCUGAAAUGAUCAAGGCAAGACUCAAGGAGAUGGAAAAAGAGGAAGCUGAGGAGAGGUGUCCAAAAAGAAAAGCAGAAGACUGCCAGAGCAUGCAAAGCAAGAAGAGCACUACAGAAGGCACCAAUGAGAAGAAAACCAGCGACCUUGGUGAAGAGGAAGCAGAGGAUUUAGAUGCCGAAAGUGAUUUGGACCCCACUGCGCAGAACAAGCGCUUGAAGGAGAAAGGCGUCUUCCACGACACAAAACCCUUGUUUGAGAAACUGCCUGACUUGAAGACCCUGGAUCAGGAGCAAGAAAACAGAGAUCGCAUGGACCACUUGCUGGAGGAGCAGAAGAACUUGAGGCAGAAGGAGAGAACAGCCAAGAAGGAAGCAAGUGGCAAGGGUAAAGGAAAAGGAAGGGGAAGGGGAAGAGGACGCAAGGCCAAGGAGGCUGAGGACGUUAAAGAGGAUGAUGCAGUUGCAGAGGACGCUGACCCGGAGUUAGAUUACGAAAUGGAAGCAGUGGACAAAGACAUGAGAAUGGAGAGGGACCUUGGACUGGUGGACGGUGACAAGCCUGCAAAGGCAGCCAAGAAGAAGAGGAAAACUGGUGAUGCCGAAGGGAAAGACAAGCCCUUGGAAAGCGGCCAAAGCGCCCCAAGCGAUGUGAAGCCCAAGCGCAGGCGACUCAAAGACAAGGACAACAAGCAGCAAGAGACCAAGAACCACGAGGCUGCCAAAGAACAGGAGCCAAAGAAGGAAGACACAAAGAAGGAGGAAAAGGCAGAAUCCAAAGACAAGACGGAGGAAGUCCGAGACAAGAACAUUGCCAACGUCCGGAAGCUUGCCUCACUGGAUCUGGGAUACCAGCUUCCAAGUGAGAAGAAACUGGCUGAUGGGAUGCCGGGGCUUUCGGGGUCCUUCUAUGUCACUAAGCCUCAUGCCGUGCUGCUGGAAGCUACCAACAAGAAAUUCGAUAAGGCGAACUCCAAGGAUGGUGUGACCAUUACUUGGGGAGUUCAUGGUGGCAUUGUGGCUGUGGCACAUGGCCUGUUAUUUGGCCGGCUGGCGUUGGACUAUGCAGACUUUGUGGCAGCGACAUCCUAUCAAACUUACACCCGCGUUGGGCGCUCAAUCAACCCGGGUUGGGACAGGAUUGCAAUUCGUGCGCUUAUGCUUUUGAUCUUGGCAACAUCCAGAGGGGUGUGGGUAACGUUGGAGCAGCCGGCGUCAAGUACUAUGCAUUACUUGCCCGACUUUGUGGCCAUGAGAAAAGGUGCUUGGUCGAAGGGAAACCUCCGGAAAUCCCCAAGCAAUCACAGUGAAGCUAGUGAGGUUGCUGUGCCGAGUUCGCCAGGCCUUGAAGCUGCAUCUUUGAUGCCUUGCAAGAGAAUCGUUGUGAAGAAGAUUAUCGGAAAGAAACGAGCUAAAGAACCUUCAAAGGGAGAGGAACGCCACAUGACCCCUGAGUAUGAUAUGGGUGGAUAUAGCCAGUGGCGUGAAACUGCUUGGCAAGAUUAUGGCCAGAGUUGGAGAUGGCCCCCCUACAGCGAUUGGACACCAUCAGACUAUGGCUCUGGUGGAUGGAGGAAUCCUGACUAUGAAGCCUCUGAACCAGCAUCAACCUCAAAACAAUCAACCGCUUCUACUGUCUUGAGUCUGAGUAGGGCCUCUACCCAGGAGAUCCUAGACAUCCAAGAUGAUCUACGCAGGUGCAACACUGGUGACCAACUGCAAGCCACAUUCAAUGAGAAGUUGGAUGCAGUUGCUGACCAAAAAGACAAGGGGACCGAAGGAGACGUAGAGAUGACUAGGAAGAAAAUGGCAGAGAUGAAGCUACAGGAGUUGCAGAAGCGUAUUGAGCAGGAAGAGCAAGAAAUGGAGCUGACAAAGAAGAAAGCCGAAGAUCUCAAGAAAGCAGAAAGGGAAGAGACCCGAAAGAUGGAGGAGGCGUUGGAAGCAAAGAGGGCAGAAGCAGCUAUGAAGGAAGCACAGGCCCAAGAGAUUCUAGCAAGGCUGACACAGAAGAACGCAGAAGAGGAGCUCAAGAAAGCAGAAGAGACACAAAAGAUGGAGGAGGAGUUGGCAAAUAAGAAGGAAGAAGAUCUCAAGAAAGCUGAGGAGACACGAAAGAUGAAGGAGUUGGCAAAGAAGGAAGAAGAAGAUCUCAAGAAAGCAGAGAAGACCAGGCAGAUGGAGGAGUUGGCAAAGAAGAAGGCUGAAGAAGAUCUCAAGAAGGCAGAGGAGAUCCGGCAGAUGGAGGAGUUGGCAAAGAAGAAGGCUGAAGAAGAUCUCAAGAAGGCAGAGGAGACCCGGCAGAUGGAGGAGUUGGCAAAGAAGAAGGCUGAAGAAGAUCUCAAGAAGGCAGAGGAGACCCGGCAGAUUGAGGAGUUGGCAAAGAAAAAGAAAGAAGAAGAUCUCAAGAAAGCAGAGGAGACCCGGCAGAUGGAGGAGUUGGCAAAGAAGGAAGAAGAAGAUCUCAAGAAAGCAGAGGAGACACGAAAGCUAGAUGAGGAGUUGGCAGAGAAGAAGGCCGAAGAAGAUCUCAAGAAAGCAGAGGAGACCCGGCAGAUGGAGGAGUUGGCAAAGAAGGAAGAAGAAGAUCUCAAGAAAGCAGAGGAGAGCCGGCAGAUGGAGGAGUUGGCAAAGAAGAAGGCUGACGAAGAUCUCAAGAAGGCAGAGGAGAGCCGGCAGAUGGAGGAGUUGGCAAAGAAGAAGGCUGAAGAAGAUCUCAAGAAGGCAGAGGAGACCCGGCAGAUGGAGGAGGAAAUGGCAAAGAAAAAGGCUGAAGAAGAUCUCAAGAAAGCAGAGGAGACACGAAAGCUAGAUGAGGAGUUGGCAAAGAACAAGGCCGAAGAAGAUCUCAAGAAGGCAGAGGAGACCCGGCAGAUGGAGGAGUUGGCAAAGAAAAAGAAAGAAGAAGAUCUCAAGAAAGCAGAGGAGACCCGGCAGAUGGAGGAGUUGGCAAAGAAGAAGGCUGAAGAAGAUCUCAAGAAGGCAGAGGAGACCCGGCAGAUGGAGGAGUUGGCAAAGAAAAAGGCUGAAGAAGAUCUCAAGAAGGCAGAGGAGACCCGGCAGAUUGAGGAGUUGGCAAAGAAAAAGAAAGAAGAAGAUCUCAAGAAAGCAGAGGAGACACGAAAGCUAGAUGAGGAGUUGGCAAAGAAGGCAAAAGAACUGGAGGAACUGAAGAAAAAAGCCAAGCAGGCCCGUGAGGAGCUGGCAGUGGCAGAGAGGAGACAGGAUAAUACACCGGAGGAUUCCCAGACCAGAUCCGAGCACCCCGAUCGAGCUGAGAAAAAUGGGCAGGGAAGCCCACGGGAGAUCAACAAAUGGUGGCUUUCUGGAUCCUGCGUCAGUAAGUCUCUGAACUCAGUACUCUAUGAUGCUUGGGCAUCAUGCGGUGAGGGCAAUUGGACGGAAAGCAAGUUUCUGAUGAAAAUUCGGGAACGACAUUCCACCAAAAAGCGUGGCGUCCGCCGAUGGCUUACAGCCACCGAGAUGAAUGCAAGGUUCGGAGAGGAUUUGGCAGAGCAAAUCCGAAACCGAAAGCUUCUUGACAAGGAACUCAAGGCCAAAGAAGUCAGGGCUCAUCCAGAGCUUCCAGACAACGAGGAUCUUCGGCAAUUUCUGACUCUCGUUGAUGAAGCUGAGGAGGAAGAGCACGAGGAAUCGAUCGACAGGUUGUUUUCCUGCCUUGAUGCAAGCUCCUCUUCCUCAUCAUCUUCGAGCUCGUCAAAGUCCAAGGGAAAGAAAAAGAAAGAAACUAAGGAGAAGUCCACAAAGUCUAAGAAGCCUGGAAAGCUUGCCAAAAAGACGAUCAAGAAGGACAAAGAGAAGAAGUCCAAGAAGGAGGAGCCUAAAGAAAAGAAGACAAAGAAGACUGAGAAGCAAGUGCCUGUGAAAGUGGAGGAGGAAGACACCAACAAAGAAGCAGAGAAGAAGCUGGCAAAGGAUGCAAAGAAGGCAAUUUCUGACGCCAGCGGCAAGUUGAAGUGGGCAAUUAGCCUUUUACCCAACCUGUCCAACAUGUGCUUUGCUCAGAGUGAGAAGUACGCCGCGUCGAUCCGACAGGACUGUGACGAGAAGAAGGAUUUACUGGUGAAGCGCAAUGCUCUUCAGAAAGCCAUCGACGAGGACAAGGUGACGCAGGCUAUGGUUGACGAGUGCUGCGAGGCACGCCGAGGUUUGGAGACUGCUUGUGAGCCGCUCAAGGGCAAGAAAGCCAAAAAGGUGAUGCCGCUAAUGGUGAAGGCCCUUUGGAGCAGGACCUUGCAGAAAAGAUUGCGUCAUGAAGCCGCUGGAAACACUGGGCAGUGGACUGCCAAACUUGCUCACUAUGCCUCCGGCAAUGAGAGUCGGGAUUUCUACCGUGCAACAACUUUGCCAUUGGACACGUGUCAAACCGAAGUGAAGUACUUUGAUUUCGGGGUUCUGGUUCUUGCUUCUCGGCUUGAAGUCAGCCAUGUGCGCAGGACCAACCGCUUGAGCUGGGUGAUGAUCCCAAAGUGGCAU
Cladocopium goreaui is the source of this 5559-nucleotide messenger RNA. The record is from the annotation of a GenBank genome assembly. Lineage: Eukaryota; Dinophyceae; Suessiales; Symbiodiniaceae.